Saprolegnia diclina VS20 is the source of this 1014-nucleotide messenger RNA. RefSeq lists its product as hypothetical. The coding region runs from base 307 to 957 and encodes 216 amino acids. Gene Ontology annotation, cellular component: nucleus. NCBI's taxonomy places the organism in Eukaryota, Oomycota, Saprolegniomycetes, Saprolegniales, Saprolegniaceae. Gene Ontology annotation, molecular function: metal ion binding. The record is from RefSeq and is a predicted model, not a curated record. The transcript is spliced from 4 exons.
GCCAGUUUGAGCCAUUUGCAAGGAGCCUCUACGACUGGCCAUGACGACGGAAGAAGCGAUCGUCCGCGCCCGCAUCGCAGCGCUCAAGAACGUCAUCGCCGCCCGCGAAGGCGGCGCCGCAAUGGUGCGCGCCGUGCCCAAGUACACUCGGCCGAGCGCCUACCCGCGGCCAGCAUACGCGCCGUACCAGCCGCGCCGGCCGUUGCCAAAGUCCCGCAACUUGACGUGGAAGGCGCCGGACGCGUCGCCGCCUGCUCCAGCGGUCCAUGUGCGAUCGAUUCGUGAUCCUUGUUGCGACGAUGUCUCAUGAUGGCAUCUGGCCUAGGCGGUGGCUCCGUUGCCGUACUGCCUCCCUCUUGCCGCGACGGCGUGCCCGACAUCAUCGCUCUGUGUAGGUCGCCGAGCCAGAAUUACAACACGUCCAACAGCACCGCGCCAGCUGCCGUCAAGCCGCGAAGCGCAUUCACCGUUUCGCCGUCGCCAGCCUCGGCGACCACGCGCACCGAGUACUGCCGCUACUACACUCGCUUUGGCGUCUGCAACAAGCAGAACGCAUGCCCGUUCAUCCACGACAGCCGCAAGGUGGCCGUGUGCCGCAAGUUUCUUCGCGGCGAAUGCGACGAUGCGGCGUGCACGCUGUCACAUGUCCGCGACCAGAACAAGAUGCCAGUGUGUACACGCUUCCUAAAGGGGGUGUGCACACGGGAGGACUGCCCAUUCCGGCACGUCAACGUCAGCCGUGACGCUGCGAUCUGCGAUGCGUUUGUGCGGGGCUACUGCCCCGACGGCGCCGACUGCCGCAUGAAGCACGAGCUGCCAAAGAGCAGCAAGUCGUUUGGCGGCGAGGCGCUGGUUGGCCACGUCGCGCCGGCAUCGCCCGUCGAUGCCGCGCCGACGACCGAACCAGCGCUCUCGAUCCGGCCCACGAUUCGGUUCCAGCCGCGGGUAGCGCCGUGAGGAGCAUCUACGAGUUCUAGUCUUUUUGUGUUAAUGCAUGCUGCGGUUUUGCCACGU